Molecule: messenger RNA, 1488 nt
Organism: Penicillium vulpinum
Lineage: Eukaryota; Fungi; Ascomycota; Eurotiomycetes; Eurotiales; Aspergillaceae
Product: cytochrome P450
Exons: 2
Coding region: 1-1488 (495 amino acids)
Molecular function (GO): oxidoreductase activity, acting on paired donors, with incorporation or reduction of molecular oxygen; monooxygenase activity; iron ion binding
Source: RefSeq, a predicted model, not a curated record
AUGGUGUCCAGUCUGAUAGCGCAAGCGGCGCUUGCCUUUUGCCUUCUUUAUUAUUUGUAUAGCAUUAUACACGCAGUAUAUUUCCAUUCCUUACGAAGCAUCCCCGGCCCGAAAUGGUGGAUUGCCUUCCCCGUUCUACGGCACAUAUCCGCCAUUCGGGGCCAAGUAGACCUCGACAUACCCCGGUUCCAUCUCAAGUACGGCCCUAUCGUGCGCUUCGGACGGGAUGAAGUCUCAUUUAUUGACCCUGAAGCGUGGAAGGACAUCUACGGUCACAACAACAAGCAUCACCAGUUGCCGAAAGUGAAGAACUCGGCUAGCAACCCGCUGGAUAUUGUCAGCUCCAAUGACGCUGACCAUAGCCGCUACCGCAAGUCUCUCUCACACGCCUUCUCUGCCAAGGGGCUGCAGGCGCAGGAACCCUACGUCAACAACUACGUGGAACAGCUGCUCGCUCGACUGAAAGAAGUGGCACAGUUUCAGACACCAACAGAUAUGAGCAAAUGGUAUGAAUUGACGACCUUCGACAUCGUUGGGGAUCUUGCCUUUGGUGAGCCAUUCGGGGGUUUGGCCAGCUCCGAGUAUCACGACACAGUGAAGACUAUCUUCGAGUCGAUCAAGCUCUUUCCCUUCGUCAAGAUGCGCGACGCUUUCCCUGUACUCUUCAGCUUUAUCUCCCUCAUGAUACCGAAACGGCUUCUAGAAGCCCAGAAACAACAGAAUGCCCACACCCGUGCUGCAGUUAUGAAACGCCUGGUAAACUCCUCGGCCUACAACCGCGGAGAUUUUAUGGACUCGAUGACCCGCAACCGCGGCGAGAAAGACGGUCUGACUGACGACGAGCUCGUCGCUAAUGCGAAUAUUCUUAUUGUUGCCGGCAGUGAAACAACUGCCACUCUCCUCGCAGGUGUCACCUACCUCCUUCUCCAGAACCCGGAGACAUAUAGAAAAGUUGUCAUGGAGGUGCGCUCUGUUGAGCAACCCGAAUCGGAUAUCGCAUAUACCUCCUCCGCCGCCAAAAUCCCUUACACCUACAUGUGGGCCUGUAUCCAGGAAGCCUUCCGACUAUACCCACCUGUCCCAACAGGACUGCAACGCGUGACUCUCGACUCGAUGUUGAUCGCGGGACAUGAAAUUCCACCAGGCACAAAAGUGUCCGUUCACCCACUAGGUGCCUCCUGGUCACCGGUGAAUUUCCAUGCCCCAGAGCGUUUUCUUCCGGAGAGAUGGCUGCCAGAGGCGAGAACUGACCCAGCUUCGCCCUUCUUCCACGACAAACGUGAUGUUGUUCAGCCAUUUUCUGUGGGGCCACGCAACUGUAUCGGCCGAAAUCUUGCCUACAUUGAGAUGCGCCUGAUUCUGAGCCGCCUCUUGUGGAAUUUUGACCUCGAGCUCUGUGAGCAGUCUUCAGCCUGGCAUGAUCAGAAAGCGUAUACUGCGUGGGAAAAACCUCCUUUAAUGUGCAGGUUGACUUUAAGGAAGAAUUAG